This is a messenger RNA of Drosophila innubila, 2226 nucleotides long. RefSeq names its product venom carboxylesterase-6 (gene Jhe). The record is from RefSeq and is a predicted model, not a curated record. Bases 398 to 2143 code for a protein of 581 amino acids. The transcript is spliced from 7 exons. Lineage: Eukaryota; Metazoa; Arthropoda; Insecta; Diptera; Drosophilidae.
CUUGAUCGAAUCGUCUCGGAAACGAAAUCGUUAGCUAGGCAAAAAUAGAACCGAUCAGAACACAUCAGAUCGAUUAUACGCCGUGUGAACCGUUUGAAUAAAUUUUAAUUUGAUUACAAAUAACUGAGCACAAUAACUCUGGAUCUAUAUAUUUUCAAGCGAUCAACCGUUGCUAAAAGCGUGACAACAACAACAGCAACAAAGUUUUCUUCUUAUUUAUUUAUAGAAAUAUUUUUUCUUUAUUGAAUAAAACUGAACGCUUUGGUUACAAACCCGUCAGAUACAUUUUGUACGCUGUCGCGUAGUCAUCUUAGUCAAGUUAGUUAGUCGUGGUUAACUAUUUAAGCGUGUCGAGUAACAGAUUAAAAAGGAGAACCAGAGACAAAAGCCAUCAGUCAUGAUUCAUCCGGGGAAUGCUUUACUUCUGCCGCUAACACUGUUUACUCUGCUCUCGGCCACGGCCCUGGCCUUAAGUGACAAGACCCUGAUUGUCUGUGGAAGCAACUUGGGCUGCCUGAAGGGCAUCCACAUGCCCGGCUAUCAGAUAAAACAAUUCGAGGCCUUUCUGGGCAUACCCUAUGCCCUGCCACCUGUCGGAGAGCUGCGCUUCAAUAAUCCCAAAGUCAUGCCCAAACUGCAGGGUAUCUAUAAUGCCAGCAUGGCCAAACCGGACUGCAUACAAAAGAACUAUCUACUACCAACACCGCUUAUCUACGGCGAAGAGGAUUGUCUCUACCUCAAUGUCUACAGACCGGAGCGCCGUCCAGCACAAUCCCUGCCAGUCAUGGUCUAUAUUCAUGGCGGCGGUUUCUUUAGCGGCUCUGCGGGUCCAUUGAUAACUGGACCGGAGUAUUUUAUGGACACGGGCGAGGUGAUAUUGGUAUCAAUGGCUUAUAGACUGGGUGCCUUGGGCUUUCUGUCCACACAGGACACGUCAAUACCCGGCAACUUCGGACUCAAGGAUCAACAGCUGGCCCUGCGUUGGGUGCAGCGUAAUAUCAAAGCGUUCGGCGGAGAUCCACGUCGGGUAACCAUUUUUGGACAGAGUGUAGGCGGUAUUUCGACACAUAUGCAUAUGCUGAGUCCUAGAUCGCAGGGUCUCUUCGAGCGUGUGAUUAGCAUGAGCGGCACAGCCAACGUGCCCUUCGCAAUGGUUGAAAAUCCGCUGGAGCAGGCACGUCAAACGGCGCAACUCUGUCAGGUGAAGGAUGCCCACAAGAUGAGCACUCUCAAAUUAGCUCGUGCUCUGCGUGCUGUCGAUGUGAACACCCUGUUGAAUGCGGGAGAUGGCUUGAAGUUCUGGGAUGUCGACCACAUGACCAACUAUCGUCCUGUCGUCGAGCCAUGUGGUCCAGAAUCGUUCCUAAGUGUGCAUCCCAAGCAGUUGAUGGCCGAGGGCAACUAUCAAAAGGUGCCCUGGUUGUUGGGAACCGUACCUCAGGAGGGUGCUGUGCGUGUUGUCAAUAUUAUGGAGAAUGCAACGUUGCGUCAGGAUUUCAAUUCACGCUUCGAUGAGCUGCUCCAGGAGCUGAUGGAGUUCCCCUUAGAUUUCAGUCAAGAGAAACUUGCCGAGUCUAUGCAACUGAUCCUCGAUGAAUACUUUCGGAACCAGCACGAAUUGAAUGCGUCCACAGUACAGGGAUUUCUCGAUCUCAUUACGGAUCGUGGCUUCAAGCAACCGCUCUAUAAUGCCAUAUGGGAUUAUGUGCACAGUGAUGAUACUAGCGGGCAUCCACUGUACUUGUACAGCUUCAAUUACCUCGGUCCCUACAGUUAUGCCUCCAUCUACACGAACUCAAAUGUUACCCAGAAAUAUGGUGUCGUACACUGCGAUGAUUUGAUCUAUCUUUUCCGUAGUCCCAUGCUCUUUCCCGACUUUGAUCGCAACUCGACAGAAGCCCGAGUUGUUGCAUCGUUUGUGGGUUACUUUGUGCACUUUGCCAAGUAUGGUAAACCCAUUAAUUCCGAGUCGAUAGCGCCCUGUUCGGAAUCGCUGCUAAAGUCACGACCCAAUGGCAUUUGCGAUUAUCAGGUGCUGGAGAAUGGGGAAGAUUCCGACUUUGAGGUGAAUGUCUCGCAAGACUUCCGAACAAAAAAUGCCAGAUUUUGGAGUAAAUUAUUGAAUGAACCAAAUCGUUACUAAGCUGUAAAGAUAAAUGCUAAAGAUGUAUAUAAUUAAUUUUAAUAAAAAUUAUUAAGAACGCCAAUAAAUACACAUUAAUUGUA